This is a messenger RNA of Xenopus laevis (African clawed frog), 2303 nucleotides long. RefSeq names its product nectin cell adhesion molecule 2 L homeolog (gene nectin2.L). NCBI's taxonomy places the organism in Eukaryota, Metazoa, Chordata, Amphibia, Anura, Pipidae. Gene Ontology annotation, cellular component: membrane. The record is from RefSeq and is marked provisional. Gene Ontology annotation, biological process: signal transduction.
GAGAAGGGGAGCGGAGACAGUGCGCGGGGCACACGGAGCGGAGCAACAGAUAUCGGAAUACGCGACUUGGUUGCACGUUCUAUUGCUGAGACGCAAGGGAAGAACAAGGGGCCCCAGGGAAACGAGCGACGGAUAAGAGGAUCGGGGUAAAUGGUGAUUGGAGCCCGCAGGAUGCACCGCCUUUGGUCUUUUCUCUUGGUGCUGUGCCCAGUUUUGCAGGCACAACAGAUUACUGUCAACGAGAAGAUGACUGGUACCUUGGGCCAGCAAGUCACCCUGCCCUGCACAUUUACCAGCAGUGUCGACAUGCAAGUGACUCAGAUAAUGUGGAUGAAGGACAGUACCAACAUUGCUACCUACAGCCCCCAGUUUGGCAUACACGUGCAGAACAAGAAUGAUUUCAAUCUGACUGCCAGCCCGAGCAGCGCCACGCUCCUCAUAAAGCUGCUGCGGGCUUCUGACGAGGGCAACUAUGUCUGUGAGGUCACCACCUUCCCCGGUGGAAACCGCAAGGGCACUACAUAUCUCAGCGUGAAAGCUGAUCCAAAAAACUCAGCUGAAGCUAUUCCUGUAGUGGCCGGUGACAUAGAGGUUCCGGUAGCAAAAUGUGCAUCAGCCAAUGGCAAGCCUCCUUCCCAGAUCACUUGGAGGUCGACACUCCCUGGCAAUUUCGACAUGACUGUAAAUAAUAACACUGAUGGUACAUAUACGGUGGUGAGCAGCUUCAAGCUCAUCCCAACCUGGACUGCUGACAAGCAAGAAGUCAUCUGCGUGAUUUCCUACGACUCUAAAGAGACGCCGAUCCCCGUCACCCUGUCUGUGCAAUACAGCCCGAUUGUUGCCAUUGAAGGAUACGAUAACAAUUGGUACCUGAAACGGACUGGGGCCUCUCUUACCUGCAAUGCUCAUGGAAACCCCCAGCCUACAGUAUACACCUGGAAAACGGCUGAUGGCUCGCCGCUGCCUAACUCGGUGAAAGCCAAAAAUAAUGUGCUGUAUGUGGAGGAAGUGGAUGAGCGAGUAAAUACAACAAUAGUUUGCGAGGUGACCAAUGCCCUCGGGAGCCGAGCAUCCCAACAGGAGGUGCUAGUGAGAGAACGUGCGCUCGAGACGCAGACAAACAACGCAGGAGCCAUUGCCGGGGGUGUCAUUGGGGGGGUCCUGGUUGUGCUCCUUCUGGCUGCUGUCAUCUUCAUCGUCAUCCGGAGGGGAGGGGUGCACAAGAAAGAACGGGCUUCUUACAACCCCAAGACCCGAAUUUUCGGCAGUGGGAAACCCUCCCAGGAAUUUACCUACCAGGAUGACUCUGAGAUGGGAAAACCUCUGAAAGCCUCUGGUCCAUUGAGAGACAGUGGGUUGAGCCCCUCGCUGGCAGAAGAAGAGGAGGACGAAUCUGAAGAAAGGAUGAAGUACGAUGUUCUGGAGGAUGACGAUGAAGAAGAGAAAUUCAACGAGGUGGGGCCCAUGCUGCAACUUAGACCUCACCAUGACCCCUACCUGGAUGAUGACAUGGAGUCUCAGACUGAUGGAUCAAUCAUCUCCAGGACUGCAGUGUAUGUGUAAUGCUCCACAUUUAAGCACCACCAAGCUCACAGUGACUGCAGGGCCUGUAGCACUCCCACCACAUGGACUGCAGUGUAUCCAUCCACCCUCAUCCCAACAAUAAUCCGGAUUGCUGGUGUCUAUGUACAAAAUGUUCUCAUCCACCCACCAUAUGGACUUCAUUGUGUGUCCUCACCACCACUAUAGCUCCACUCUCCUUCUCUGCAGUGUGCCAUUACCUUGCAUCUCGUACACACUGGCCUCCACGCUCCUAUUUCUAAUGGACAUGGCAAAAACAAAUGUGAUCUUUCUUAAUUCACCAGGAGUGCUAUGGUCUUCUAAUACCCAUUCCCAACACUGCAAUGUUCCUCAUUUCCCACCCACCCCUAAACCACUCGGACUUUAUGAGGGCAGAAUAUGAACAGACUCUUACCUGUGUCACUGUGCAUCUCAGGGCCCUAUUGAUGACUGGGGACUAAAGAAGGGGUGGCUGUUCUCCACUCACAGGGGAGGGGGGGGCAUUUAUUCAUCACGUAAUGGAUGACUUUUUUAUUUUCUCUGGACUACAAAGUGAGUGUGCCUCAGGAAAUAACAACAUGAAGGAGGAUGCACAAUGAAAGCAAAACAUGUGAAGAAUUGACUGAUAAAGGGUUCAUAUGAAGUAGGGAGCAGUGAAUAGGAAAUGUUCCCUUCCCUUAAAAAUCUUUUUUUAUAUAUAUUUCUGUAAGAUAAGAAUUUUAAUAAAAAAUAAUUGUAAAAAA